AUGGAUGUAAAUAAAGGCUGCAGGCAUUCGGCAAGUAUUCAACCAGCCGACAACGGGAAUCAACCGGCUAACUUUGUGAGUGCUGUCGAAACUUCUUUGCCUCGAAAUGAGGCACAAUUUGCAAUAUUAUCAUACAACAUGCAGUGUGCCGGCUGUUUGAGGACAAUUAAGGACCGAAAAUAUUUAUUGUGUGAGGGAUGCAAUCAGUUUUAUGAUCUGGACUGUGCAAAUGUAUCCGAACAGCGUUUUUAUAAUACAUUAGUUGAUGAACAUAGGAGAAAUUGGAGAUGUGUAUUAUGUGUAAGUAAGAAGCCCAAGAGCGAUAACACUAAUACACCAGCUCGUGCUGCUUUUCAAGCAGUCACAACUCAACGAGGAGGAGCUGUGAGGAGUCCGCUUCAUUUUGAUGUUUCUAUGUCGGAGCAACCGUCUAUUAUGGAUAUUCAUAAUGAUACAGCUCAAAAUGAAACUGUGGAAAUGUCAGACAUGCAGUCAUUGGCCUUAGAAAUGCGGCUAUUUAGAACUGAGAUGAUAGAAGAGAUGCGAGCUACUAGAGCACAGAUGGCGGUGUUAAAUGAAACUUUGGCUAAAAUAUCGAGCAGAGUCAUUAAAUGUGAAGAGCGUAUGGAUAAGCUCCAGGAGCGUCUGAGUGGUAUGGAACAUAGUAUAGAAAAUGGUGCAACGGAGGGCAAUAACAAGUCACUUGAGGCGUCUAUGACAGAGUUGAGAUUGGAACUGAACGACCGAGAUCAGGAGUUGCUAUUAAAUGAUGUAGAGAUUGCAUGCAUUCCGGAACAGAAAGUUGAGAGCCUUCCUCAUAUUGUCACUACUCUAGCAAAUAAAUUGGGAGUUCAAUUGACAGAUCAAGAUGUAGUAAGUGCCACACGCGUAGGAUAUGUAUCAUCGUCCUCUCAAGUAGGUGAGCACAGGCCGCGUCCCAUAGUGGUGCGUUUGUCUCGGCGCAUCGUUCGAGAUCGGUUAUUGCAAGCUGCGCGUGUACGAAGGGGUGCCACUACUGAGGGCUUGGAUAUACCCGAACCAUCCCGGCGGUUUUAUGUUAAUGAGAGAUUAACCAAAAACAAUAGACUGCUGUUCCGUCGAGCACGCGAUCUGGGCAACCAGAUGAACUGGAGAUACGUGUGGACAAGGGACGGCAGGAUAUAUGUGCGCCAGUUCCAAAAUAAAGAUGCUCCACGGUUUCGCAUAAGGACAGAAGAUGACAUUGCACGGAUUUUUGGUCAGGAUGUUGUUUGUCCCUCAGCAUAAUUAUUAACAUCUAUGUAGCUUCUUUUCCAGUAAUUAUGUAUGGUACUGAUUAUAAACCAUAUUUAAAGUUAUAUUUUUGUAUGUACUUUUUCUUUCAGUUUUGUUCUAAAUUAUUUCAUCUAAGCAUUAUAGUAAUUGUUUUAAUUUAUAUACCUAAUGAAUUUUUUGCAAUAAUAUUUAUUCUUUUACCUUUCUUUUUGAUAAACCUUUAUUAUUUUGUUUGUAUGUCAACAUCCUCUAAAUCAUAUGUAUGUUUUACUGUUUUGUAUAUGUACUUUUUCAGUAAGUUUUGUACUCUUUUAUUUGGUCUAAUUAUCAAAUCCAUUGAUUUAAUUUUUGCCCUUAAUGAAUUUUUCUAUGUUAUAUUACCUAAAUUACCAAGUUACUAUUUUUAUUAUCAUCUAAACUCUAUAACAAAAAGUACCAAUCCUCUUAGAGUAAUUGUUGAUAGAUUAAAUAUUUUAUUUAGCUUCAUAAUUGUUUUUGGUGGUUCUAUGUAUAUAUGUUCUGAGCAUAAAUGUUUGAGAUGUGUAUUAUGUGCCCCAGGGUUUCAAUUCAAAUCGAGUGUACAUUUUAAUUCUCUAAUCAUAAUAGAUUUAUUUACUGUCUUAUAUCUACAGUACAUUUGGAUUAUGUAUGUUUACUUAUAUAAUGUGUACUUUCUAAUAUUAUUCAUUAUUUUAUUUAGCCUUGGGAUCAAUUCAUGUAGCCUGGUAUUUUUAUUAUAUUAUAUUAGCUUUCAAUUCUAAAACAAAAUAUCUUAAGUUAGGUCUUUAUAAUGCUGGAUCUCUAAACACGGGUCACGAUGAUUUUCUGAUAGCGAUGAAUCGAUUUGAACCUGACAUAAUAGCUAUAAAUGAAACGUGGUUGCCGGAAGGACAAGAGGCACGUGCGCCAGUAGCACCCGGCUAUCGACUGCGCAACAAACCGCGCCCAAGACACA
This is a messenger RNA of Achroia grisella, 2209 nucleotides long. RefSeq lists its product as uncharacterized. The transcript has 2 exons. Bases 1 to 1266 code for a protein of 421 amino acids. Lineage: Eukaryota; Metazoa; Arthropoda; Insecta; Lepidoptera; Pyralidae. The record is from RefSeq and is a predicted model, not a curated record.